Exserohilum turcica Et28A is the source of this 1575-nucleotide messenger RNA. RefSeq lists its product as uncharacterized. Lineage: Eukaryota; Fungi; Ascomycota; Dothideomycetes; Pleosporales; Pleosporaceae. Gene Ontology annotation, biological process: signal transduction. The record is from RefSeq and is a predicted model, not a curated record. The coding region runs from base 1 to 1575 and encodes 524 amino acids. The transcript is spliced from 3 exons. Gene Ontology annotation, molecular function: protein binding.
AUGGCCUACACAACAAAGUACCACGAGGACUCGGAUGCCGACGACGAGUUUGAGCGCCAGGCCAUCUCCAGCCCGACGCUGCCCGCCGAGUACGAGAGCUCGCCCACCAGCUCAGGCCCGCUGAGCACCGAACAUACCCCCACAACCUUCACCCAUUCCCGCGACAGCAAGAGCAGCCCCACGGGACACAUAAUGGAAUGGAGCGAAGACCAGACGGCCGACUUCAUUGCCGACCUGGGCCUGGAGCAGUAUGCCGAUACCUUUGCUAACGAAGGUAUCACGGGCGAUGCCCUAGCCGCCCUGCAGCACUCGGAGCUGAAGGAGCUGGGCGUCAGCAGCGUCGGCCACCGCCUCACCAUCCUCAAGGCUGUCUACGACAUCAAGAUACGGCAGAAUGUGCCCAUGGACCCGGAUGACUACGUUCCGCUGUCUGCCGACACAUCGGCACAGGAAGCCCCGCCUACGCAAGACGACUUUGCCAAAGUCAUUCGGGUAGUCCAGGCGCGCGACGAGCGCAUACAUACCGCCGAGUCGGAACUGCGCCACCUCCGAGAAGACCUCAGCCGCGUCAUAGAAGAGAACAAGCGCCUCCGCGAGGAGAUACUGCCACUGGUGCGCAUGUUGAAAGACAGCCAGCCGCUCCCGACCCCCCACGAGCACUCUGUCACCUCGCCACCAGCAACGCAAGAGCGAUCUACUGGAAGUAGUCUGUCGCGUAAGUUCUCCACCAAGAAGCUUUUCCUUGGAUCUGCGCCAAAGAACCCCUCUCCAACCAUUCAAGAACAUCGCACUCUUGUCGAUCAUUCUUCGUUGGAUCCUUCAGCAGCAGCCGUCGCAGCCUCCUCACACCUCACAGCAUCUCUUGGUGGUGGCGGCCCACAAAUGUCGCCCAACUCCAUCGCCCAGCCUUCGCCCACAUCGCCCGCCUACGGUCAAAGCCAGAAUCGCCAAUACAACCGCGACAUUCCUCGCAGCAACCACGACCAUGAUACCAACUCUGGAUGGAGCCAAAACAACACAUGGAACUCGGACACCACGGCCGUAUCCGACCGUAACCGCGAUCCCCGCGCUACUCCCGCACCACUAUCUUCACGACCUAUGCGAAACAAUGCCGCGCCAACACCCAACCCUGACGAGCGCGAUCCCCCUCUGUCCGGUGGCAGCUCAAUGAAUGCCUCGACAUCCAACCCCGCUUCUUCGACGCCCUCGACGAACCCCCAAGUCGAAAUAUUCAAGUCUUUCCGCGUUUCCAUUGACGACCCGUGCCACAAGGUGCUUCCGGUUGCGCUGAAGAAAUACAACAUCACGGCGGAUUGGCGACAGUAUGCCCUGUACAUUGUGCACGGCGACCAGGAGCGAUGCUUGGGAUUGAAUGAGAGACCCUUGAUUUUGUUCAAGCAACUCGACAAGGAAGGACGGAAGCCAAUGUUCAUGCUCCGGAAACACGCAGCGCCCCAAGAAGGCCACGUUAGCACCGUGGGCGGCAACGACUUGCGGCCUGUCAACCCUCAAACAGAGAGCUUUGGAUGGGGCAACCAAAAUAGAGGGACGCCUCUGCCUGGUGGCGUGCUGUAA